ACAGAAUAGUUCCCUUGAAGGUGCACUGAAGGAAACACUUCUUCUUUAUAUUGUGAACCUGCCAAAGGUUUGGACUGGGGAUUUUUAUUUCUAUUGAAAAACAGACCGGCCAGUAUGGGGGGCAAUGAAGGAUUUGCGGGCCGGUUGCCUUCCUCCUGGACCUUUACAGCAACCCGCAUCCCGCGACCUCAAAUCCAGCCUAACCGCUUAUCUCAGCACUGCAAGAAUGCGCUCUGCCUGCCAGCCUUAAGUGACACGAGCUCCUCCGAGAUGAGCCAGGCUCCCUGUAUGAAGCCCCCGGACCGGAUAUCCACAGACUGCUUGCGCUCCCAGGACUCCCUGGACCGCCUGUCCAUCGACGACUUCUGGCAGGAGGUGCAGAAUAUCCAGCAGAGUGGCAGCGACUCAGAGCAGGAGGGCAGUGUGGGCGACACCAAGCAACCCGAGGAGGGAGAGCAGGAGAAAGAGUGGCUCCAGGAUGCUGGCCUAUCCACGCUGAUCAGCGAAGACUCGGAGGACGUGGACAACGUGGGCCUGCUGUCCACUCUCACCCGGACUCAAGCUGCCGCCGUCCAGCGCCGCCUGGACACCUACUCUUGCUCUGUCCGCAAGAAGAACAAGCAGCCUGUCCGAGACGUCAGGGACAUAUUCAGAGCCGACAAUUCCAAGAAUACUCUAAUGGAAUCCAAAGAUUCAGGGCGGGGCAGUCAUACCAGAUGUCCGCUAGACAGCUGCGGGAGAGAGUUCUUCAUCACUGAUGUUGCUUACUCUGAUCAGGCUGCCAUCCUGCAGAAACAGACGAAACUGCAGAGCAGGAACUCCAGGAGAAGGAAGGAUGAUGGCAUUUUACCGAAGCUGAUCCCUGGGCAGUGCAGGCUGGGGGUGACAAGGAUCAGGGACCUAUCUGCCCAGGACAUGAAGAAGGUGGGACAGCUCGCCCUCAUCGACAUGACCGCGCUCUGUGACAUCCUGGAGGUGGAGCUCAAGAGACACAAGCUCGGCAAGAGGAAAAUCCAUGAGAGCUGUCUGUUCGGAGUCCCCUUGGCCACUCUAGUGGAGAAUGACCAGAAGAUCAAGCCCAACACCACCGUCCCUCUUAUCUUGCAGGCGAUGUUCUCCUGCCUGGAAAAGAAAGGCCUGGAUUCAGAGGGGAUUCUCCGUGUCCCCGGGUCCCAGUCCAGAAUCAAGAACCUGCAACAAAAGCUGGAGACCAACUUCUAUCCCGGGCUGUUUAGCUGGGAGGACGUGAAUCCCAACGACGUGGCAGCGUUACUGAAGAAGUUCAUUCGUGAGCUACCGGCCCCCCUGCUCACCCCUGAGCACCUCCACACCUUCAACACAGUGCAGUAUAUUAAAGACUUGCAGCAGAGGCUUCAUGUCCUGAACCUGCUUGUGCUUCUUCUGCCUGAGCCAAACAGAAGCACCCUAAAGGCUCUGCUGGAGUACCUGGAAAAAGUGGUGUCCCGAGAGAACAAGAACCGCAUGAGCCUAUGGAACGUCUCCACGAUCAUGGCACCCAACCUCUUCAUGCACAAGGGCGUGCCCCCCAGCAAGCCUGCCGAGGGGGACGAGAAGGAGCAGGCAGAGCGGACGGCAGACGUCAUGAGGCUCCUCAUCCAAUACCAGGACCUGCUCUGGACGAUCCCUAAUUUCCUGAUGAUCCAGGUGAGGAAGCUGAAUGAAAACAGCAGCCGCAGGUACCAGUUCUACGACAGGAGGAUAAAGAACCUCCUGAGGAAGAUACAAAGCGAAAAGACAGAGAAGAACCCACCAGAGCCAUACAGGACAGUUAAAAUCCAGGCGGCUCCUUUACUAAGCGACUCUAUGGAGAUUCGGUUGGACACUGACUCCAGGGCGGUGGACGUGCUGGCUGAGUUUCACAUGAACCUGCGCAGCAUGGGGAACAGCGUCGUCAAGCGUAAUGGCUCUACAGCGUACCCCGACUACGCCAUUUAUGAAGUUGGUGGUAAUAUUGGUGAGCACUGCUUGGAUCCCAACACUUACCUUUUAGACUUGUACAACAACAACCCCAGUGGCGAAUGGAUUAUUAAGCUACGGCCAGCCUCCGACAAACUGUUCUGAGGUUUUCCAGCUUUCUUGUGUAUAAUCCCGAAAUGCAAGAUCUAACUGCACUGGGUGUUCCACUACAACAAGGAUGCACUGCACCAGCAGUAAUAAUCCAAACGCAGAGACUUCACAACUUGCAAGAAACAUGGCUGAAGCUCAUGGUUGCUGCUUCUUUGUCUGACUCUAGUGAUAUGCAGUGGAAUCCCGUACCUGGUGUUUAUUAGAAUACCUGAAACACCCAUUACCAAGAAGAGUCACCAGUGCGGAGAAGAAGCCCUUGUGCAUUGAAACUGUAGGAAAGCUCCAACCAAGCUCCCGAGGGCAUUCAUAGCUGCUCAUCAAACUGCAAAGCUGCACAUGGUAAUGAGCGCAAUUGAGGAUUGCACUGGCAGGCUCCUCAAGCGAUCAUAAGAAAACUGGCAGAACAAAGAAGCUCUUUUGAAGGGAAUAUACUUAAACUUCGACCGAUGAAGCAAGCCUUCAACACUUUCCUGUUUGUUUUUUGUUUAUUAAAGUGGAUUUUAUUUCUCCUUGUCAGUCAUUGCAAAUGGGAAUUUCCACUGUGAGGGAAAUAGUUUUCUUAGCACAGUAAUAUUUGCUAAUAAUACAUUAGGAAACUAAGUUACCAAGACUGUGAUGAAUACCAUCCACCAGCUAUAGCAUGCAAUAUUACCAAAUAAACCAAACAGUUCUCUCUGGCUGCAGUAAUGUAGAUUUGUGUAUAGUUUUGAUAUAUAAAUAUGGAAAAAAAGAUUCAAUGUACAGCUCAAAGUUUUUUUUUUUUUCUACAUUUUAUGUGACAAAUU
Molecule: messenger RNA, 2873 nt
Organism: Polyodon spathula (Mississippi paddlefish)
Lineage: Eukaryota; Metazoa; Chordata; Actinopteri; Acipenseriformes; Polyodontidae
Product: rho GTPase-activating protein 40-like
Exons: 15
Coding region: 115-2082 (655 amino acids)
Biological process (GO): regulation of actin filament polymerization; signal transduction; regulation of small GTPase mediated signal transduction
Cellular component (GO): cytoplasm
Molecular function (GO): GTPase activator activity
Source: RefSeq, a predicted model, not a curated record